AUGGUGGAAGGUCAAAUCUUCCUUUUUCCUGCAGCUUUUUUCUCAACACAAUGGGUGCAGAUUUCUGAGGGCCUCGGACAGGUUGCACAGUCACAGGAUGCUGCUUCACUGCGCUCCAGUCUCCAAGCAAUCUCGUCAGAUGCAAAUUUCCAUGCAACAAGGGCUGGAAAGCCUGACUUUGAAGCGGUGCUGGAUUACAUCCCAGAGUCAUCAGACUUUUUUGCCAGAAUCCUUCCAAAGAUUGUGGGACUGGCAGAAGAAGCGGCCACAAAAUUCCGUUGCAAGGAUGUGCCUUUGUUGAUCCAGGGCUUGCCAUCUGUUGUUUUUCUGACAUACUCAGAGGUGGCGACAUUGCUGGCACUUGCCUUCCUUGGUUUGCUUCCCAACGGCGCCAGCAUAAGCCCACUAUAUUUUCCAAAAGAUGGCUGCGCAUUUCCUCCCAACACCGAAAAGCUCCGCUGCUUUUUGAACUACUUUGACCAAUUUGACAUCAGUGAAGCAGACAGUGCCGACCCAGGCGACCAAGGCAUGCGAAUCACUCGAAUCGUUCGAUCCGACCCAGGCUUCACUUUGGAGGAUCUGGAGCGCAGUCCUUGCUUUUUGUGCAAGGUGCUGCUUCGCGAUUUGCGGCAAGGCAUCUGCGGAUCUCCAGCUCCGUUGCACGUGGAUUUUGCCAAUGCCAGGGUUGGAGGUGGCAUUUUCCUUAACGCACCUGGCGCCACGGCGCAGGAGGAAAUCACCUUUGCAACUCAUCCGGAGCUGUGCGCAGCCACAGUGCUGUGCGAGGUGCUGCGAGAUGAUGAAGCACUGCUGAUCCAGGGUGCGCGGCACUUCUGUCGACAUAAUGGAUUUCUGGAUACUUUUUCUUUUCUAGAAGGUGUGAAGAGAAGUGACCCGGACUUUUUGAAUGAUGCGGUUCAAGUGGUAAUAGAUGCUCGGAUCUAUGACAGCGGUGGAAUGGGAAGACCAUACAGGUAUGACCACAAGCUUCAAGUGGAAGAUGCCCAACGCGACCUGCAGAAAGCCUUCAUCGGCUUCCAGGGGGCCUUGCAGGUCUAUCCGGCGUCCCGCAGCUGUGCCACGGGGAAUUGGGGCUGUGGAGCCUUUGGCGGUUCGGCUGCGGUGAAAGUCUUCAUCCAAUGGAUGGCGGCGAGCCUGGCUGGUCUGGAGAGCUUGGAGUACUUCCCCUGGGAUGAUGGGGUCAUCCAUCAGUUUUUGUCGGAUUCAGCAGACGUCUUCUCAGAAGCUACGGUGGGACAGCUGUGUCAAGCUCUGCGGCGAGCAGCUCAACUUCAGAUGGAAUUGGACAGAGACGUGAAGCGUUACGAAGAUGAUGGUGCCGAGUUCCUCCGUGGCGGUUUGGCUGCCCUGUUGUAUACCACUGUCACCUCCAGAGGAGCCGUGGUGUUUCCACACGAGAUCGCCAAUGGCAUGCUAGGUGCCUUAGUUGCCAUCACUGCCACCUGCGCUUCGGUUCAUACCUACGCAGCCCUAAUCAUCGGCUUCAUCGGAUCCCUCGCGGCUCUGGCGUCCAACGAGCUGAUCCUCCGCUGCCAUUUGGACGACCCCGUGGGCGCCGUGGGCGUCCAUGGGGCCUCAGCGCUUUGGGGCCUGGCCGCGGUGGGGCUUUUUGCGGAUGGCGAGCUGCCGGGGAUUCAGGUGGCCAAUGGGCUCUUCUGCGGCGGCUCUGCGCGCUUGCUGGGGGUGCAGAUGCUGUUGGCAGUUUCGAUUAUUGGUUGGUCGCUGGUCACCAUGCUGCCUUUUUUCUACCUGCUGGGCAUGGCCUUCAGUCGCCGUUGCGACUUCCGCUCGGUCCGUGCGGGGCUCCGCGUGGAUCCUCGGGACGAAGUGCUGGGCUUGGACCACGUGAUGCAUUCAACAGAUCCUCGGAGCCGGAAACCCACGGUGAUCCAGAUGGAGUUGGAGGAUUCCGAAAGCAGCUGCAAAUUGGGCCUCUAAGGCACAACAUGAAAUGGCUUUGUCUGAAAAUGGGGCGAAAGAGCAGUUUUCAUAGGGAAGACUAAUAUACAGUAAAUUUUAACCAAUUGUAUUUUGAAGAUGUUUGAAAUUGGUGAUGUUUCGAAG
Cladocopium goreaui is the source of this 2085-nucleotide messenger RNA. The record is from the annotation of a GenBank genome assembly. NCBI's taxonomy places the organism in Eukaryota, Dinophyceae, Suessiales, Symbiodiniaceae.